Trematosphaeria pertusa is the source of this 5227-nucleotide messenger RNA. RefSeq names its product PLU-1-domain-containing protein. Gene Ontology annotation, biological process: chromatin remodeling. Bases 85 to 5121 code for a protein of 1678 amino acids. The record is from RefSeq and is a predicted model, not a curated record. NCBI's taxonomy places the organism in Eukaryota, Fungi, Ascomycota, Dothideomycetes, Pleosporales, Trematosphaeriaceae. Gene Ontology annotation, cellular component: nucleus. Gene Ontology annotation, molecular function: DNA binding; histone demethylase activity. The transcript has 6 exons.
GCCGACACUGCACUCCCACUGUCGUUAUAAUACUGUGUUGUGCGCUGGAUCGAGGGUAGUGCUGGGUGCAGCAGCGGAGGUGCCAUGGUCGACUUUAUACCCCCCGGCGGGCCUCCGACGGGCGCCACCAUGUCCACCUUUCGAGUCGCAGGGACGCCGGGCAUACCCAUGGCGGGCCCUGCAGCGCCGAAAACAAGAAUGGGAGGCAUCCCUCUACCCUCUCUGAACGGCGCGCAGCCGUACGGUGCGGGCGCUAUUCCACUCAGCGCUCGCAAGGCGCAGGCCUUGGAUCUCGCGACCGUCGAGCGCAGAGGCCAGGGCCCUCCGAACAACCCACCACCCAAGUCGAAUCGCAUGUUCGGGCUCCAGGAAGCUCCGACAUACAGGCCGACGGCCGAGGAGUUCAAAGAUCCCUUGCAGUAUAUCCAGAAGGUCCGGGAGGAGGCUCAGCAGUAUGGCAUUGCGAAGAUUGUCCCGCCAGAUUCGUGGAAUCCGCCUUUUGCAAUCGACAGCGAGCGCUUCCAUUUCCGCACGCGACGACAGGAAUUGAACUCAGUCGAAGGAGGUACACGUGCCAACCUGAACUAUCUGGACCAGCUGGCCAAGUUCCACAAGCAGCACGGCAACAGCCUCACCCGCUUCCCCAGCGUUGAUAAGAGACCCUUGGACCUUUACAAACUCAAGAAGGCUGUGGAAACUAGAGGUGGCUUCGACCGCGUGUGCAAGCAGAAGAAAUGGGCCGAGAUCGGGCGCGACUUGGGCUAUAGCGGCAAAAUAAUGUCUUCGCUGUCGACGUCGCUCAAGAACUCCUACCAGAAGUGGCUUCAUCCAUAUGAAGAGUAUCUGAGGGUGGUCAAGCCGGGCGUGCACCAGAUGCUCGAGUACGAGAAUGGUGGUCCCUUUACGCCGUCACCGGGCCCGUCGCCCAUGAAAAGGUCGACGCACGGCACACCAACGGGAAACCCAAUGGACUCGCCUGCUAUGAGGGCAUCGGCUGCGCUUAAUGCCUCUCUUCAGGGCGAGGCUGCACCCACUCCACCUCCCGAGCUACCACGAUCGGCCAUGUCGGGCUUUACGCCUGUCAAUGCGGGAGGAUUUACUGCUGUCAAUGCGCAGCCACCGCAACCUCCGCAACCACCUCCAGCAGCAGUCUCUACCCCCACACCCAGCGGGUUCUCAGCGGUCAACAUAACUAAUGGUGUGCAUCAGAGCACCACCGACUCUCGCACUUCUACACCGCUCAGAAAUGGCGGCAGCCCUAUGCUGUCAGCCCACAAUACGCCCGACCUGCGACCGUCAGCCGUCGGUCUUACUCCGCUCUCGAACGGGCAGGCAUUCAAUCACCUCAAGCGAACGCUGUCCCAGGAAGCCGAAAGUGGCAUGAAUGGCGAGGCGGAUGCGGCGAAUGGCCGACGCAGUAAGCGACUAAAGAAUGAAGCGGCGCCCACCGUGGCCGGCUCGCACAUGACCCAGCCUCGCCAGUCCACACCGGGCCGAUCAUCGUAUCCGCGCAUUCGCGCGCCGGACGAGCGUCCUGGAGAUCGAUGCGAGACCUGCGGCACCGACAACGACCCCUCCAACAUAUUGCUGUGCGACAGCUGCGACGCUGGCUAUCAUGGCUACUGCCUUGAUCCGCCGAUCAAAGGUGUUCCUGAAUACGAUUGGCACUGUCCGAAAUGCCUCGUCGGGACAGGCGAGUUCGGGUUCGAGGAGGGCGGCACCUACUCGCUGAAGCAGUUCCAAGAGAGGGCGCACAACUUCAAGCAGGGCCACUUUGCCAACAAGAUGCCCUUCGACUCUGUUACGAACACUGCGAAGCCCGUGACCGAGGACGAUGUCGAGCGCGAAUUCUGGAGGCUAGUAGAGAACCUCACCGAGACGGUCGAGGUGGAGUAUGGUGCGGAUAUCCACUCCACGACGCAUGGCAGUGGAUUCCCUACCAUCGAGCGAAAUCCUCGCGAUCCGUAUGCGACUGACCCCUGGAAUCUCAACAUCAUGCCAUACAACCCUGAGUCGCUUUUCCGCCAUAUCAAGUCUGACAUCUCUGGCAUGACGGUACCCUGGUUAUACGUCGGCAUGGUCUUUUCGACUUUCUGCUGGCAUAACGAGGAUCAUUAUACGUACUCUGCCAACUACCAGCAUUUCGGCGCUACGAAAACCUGGUACGGUAUUCCAGCAGACGAUGCGGAGAAGUUUGAGCAAGCGAUGCGCGACGCGGUGCCGGAGCUCUUCGAGACUCAACCCGACCUGCUGUUCCAGCUUGUCACUUUACUGACCCCAGAACAACUCAAAAAAGCGGGAGUCAGGGUCUACGCGCUCGAUCAGCGCGCCGGCGAGUUCGUCAUCACCUUCCCACAAGCCUAUCACGCUGGCUUCAACCAUGGCUUCAAUUUCAACGAGGCUGUCAACUUUGCGCCGUUCGACUGGGAGCCUUACGGAGAGCUUGGCGUCCAGCGCCUGCAGGACUAUCGGCGACAACCGUGCUUCUCGCAUGACGAACUUCUUCUCGCUGCCGCUUCGCGGAAAGACACAACGAUCAAGACAGCCAAGUGGUUGGCUCCGGCGCUGGAGCGCAUGCGCGACCGUGAAAUGCAGACCCGAGCAGAAUUCCUGGAAAAGCAUAAGGCCGUGCAGCCGCAUACAUGCAAGAUCGACGGCACUGGUGAAGCCGAAGCCGAGUGUGAGAUGGAAUUCAUUAUCGACGACACAGACAUGCACGAAGAUGAGCUAAUAUGCCACUUUUGCAAAGCAUAUGGCUACCUCUCCCGCUUCUACUGCUCGAAUGCUAGGAAGGUGCUUUGCUUGCGCCAUGCCGGAUGGGUUGAAUGCUGUCCUGGAAGCCUGGGGAACGACCGUUACCUUGGCGCUCGAGGCGAGCAUACGCUCAUCUAUCGCAUACCAGACGACGCUCUUUUGGCGACUGUUCAGAAGAUAGUUGAUAAAGCAGGUACGCCCGAGGCUUGGGAAGCUAAGCUCGACAGUCUGCUUGAUGACGGCCCUAAGCCUCAACUCAAGGCGCUGCGUGCGCUCCUCAACGAGGGCGAAAAGAUUGACUGGGAAUUAAAUGGCCUCGUGGACUUGAAAGAGUUCGUGGAAAAGUGCUCUGAAGUGGCCGAGGAAGCUCUCAACUAUACCACGCGCAAGCAACAGAACCGCCGGAAGAAUGAGCGAGCUUGGAGGGGUCGCGGCGCUGCCAGCAAAGCAGCCUCAGCUGCCGAAGUGGAUGAGAAAGAGCGAGAGUUUCGUAAGGUCGAGAACAUUCAGAAGCUGCUCAAUACCGCAAACAACCUUUGCUUCGACAGCCCGGAGAUCACCGUCCUCCGCGAGCGCUUCGAGAGCAUAACAGAGUUCCAGGACAAAGCUCGAGCAGCGCUGCGUGAUCGCCCAGCCCAGCAGAGCAUUGCUCGGCUCGAUGAGCUGCUUGAGGAAGGCAAAGGCUUCAAUGUCGACCUCCCUGAACUUGACUCUCUAGAGAAAGUUGUCCAACAGCUCAAAUGGCUUAAGACAGCCGACGGGGUCAAGUUCAAGCCGUCAUCGCUGCAAGACGUCAUCGAGCUUAUAGAGCAAGGUACCGAGCUUGGUAUACCCGAGAAUCAUCCGGAAAUACACCUCCUUCAGGAAAAGAAAAUUCAAGGCGAGCUCUGGGAGGCCAAGGCGAAGGAGCUCAUGUCCGUUGAGAACGUCCAUUAUCAGCAACUGGAUGCAUUGUCCAAGCAGGCAUCCACACUCCCGGUCACGCCAGAAACUCUCGCGGCUGUUGAUGCUAUCUUGAAAAAGCAGCGCGAUGCUCAAGACCUCAUUGUCUCUCUCUUCGAGCGCAGCGCGAAUCCUGACUUCCGCCAGCGUCCGAAGUACAUGGAAGUGCGGAACGCCAUGGAGGCUCUAAACGCCCUCAAUAGCAAACCUGCUGGUACAAUCGACCUCGAAAAGGAACAGAAACGUCACGAGGACUGGAUGCGGCGAGGCAAGAAGUUGUUCGGAAAGGCUAAUGCGCCCCUGCACAUCCUGCAAGCCCACAUGAAGCAGGUCGAUGAGAGAAACCGCUCUUGCUUUGACCUUUCCGAUCAGCCCCGGAUGCCUGUUGAGCCUGCGUCUCGGGAGCACACCCCUGCGGAAGAUGAGAAUGUGGACGGUUCUGGAUCAAGUCGCGACGUUUUCUGCAUCUGCCGCAAACCCGAGGCUGGUAUGAUGAUUGAGUGUGAGCUUUGCCACGAGUGGUACCAUGGCAAGUGUCUCAAAAUCGCUAGGGGUAAGGUCAAAGAAGACGACAAGUAUACUUGCCCGAUCUGCGACUACCGCGUCAAGAUCCCCCGUGACGCUACUAGACCAAAGCUGGAAGACCUGCAGACGUGGCAGGACGAGAUUGCGGGCCUCCCGUUCCAGCCGGAGGAGGAAGAAACCCUCGAGUCGAUCAUCGAUCAUGGCACCAAGUUUCGCGAAUAUGUGGCCCAAUACAUCAAUCCGGUGAUGUCUAGCCCAGAGGAACUUACCACGCAGCGCUUCUACCUUCGAAAGCUGGAAGGCGCCGAGAUCCUUCUUUCGAAUGAGAUCAAUUUCUUCCGCCAGGAGUUACACAAGUGGGCACCAGUUGCUCCCGCUCCGCCACCCAUUCUUAACGUAUCCCUCUCGACACGGAAGCCGCGGCCUACGAAGCAGCAGAAGUUGAUGAAUCAGCUCGGAAUCACGAAUCCGGAUGAUCUGCCUUCGCACCUGCGCACAAAAACGCAUCAGUUCAAGCAGCGGAAGUCUUUGGAUCCCACUAGGCCCCAGAGCCUCCAGCCGGCGCCCGAGCAAUCGCACACGCCGCCAGGAGAACCACCGGAGAUGCGCCGUGGGUUCGGUGACCAAGACUACUUCAACUCUGCUGCUUCUACUACCAGCUACAACAACUCUCCGACGUUCGCCACGAGUGCACCGUUAAGCUUUGGCGCUAGCUCGUCUAUUCAGCCUAUCGACCCUGGCUUGUUCGAGGGUGCCGGGCAGGCACCUGCUAGCCCAAUACAGGAUCCAUUCAAGAGCUCUGGCAGCGGACAAGAAAUGUUCGGCGAGGUAAUGGAAGCCGGCGGUGGUCAAGCGGAAGAGGCUCUUGCCGUCACGGAGGGGAACAGCUACAUGGACUAGGCGUCCUGAUACAUGGCUUCCCGCGGACACCAACGCAUGAACGGGGAGCCCCGGUUUACGGACUCUACAUUCUUCAUUCACCAUUCACAGCAUCCUAGGGUGGCGU